CCAGGCUGUGUUGACAGGACCUAGGAGGCGACUGACAGUGAGUUGAAACUGGCUCUGGCAGUUUUUCCAUUAAGGUGAAGAAAACUAUAAAGGAUAUGUCAGAGAAUCAACUAGAACUUGAUCCAGAUAAUACUACAGACAUGGAAGUUGGUAUAGAUCCUGAGGAAGAACUUAUUAAGCAAUGUGAAGAAAUGUGGAAAGACAUGGAAGAAUGUCAGAACAAAUUAUUACUCACUGGAACUGAGACACUCACUAACUCAAAUGCUCAGCUCUCAUUACUUAUUAUGCAAGUGAAAUGUUUGACUGCUGAACUUGGUCAUUGGAACAAAAGAACACCUGAAAUAACUCCCCUGACUGAAGAUGUUUUGGUAACAUUAGGAAAAGAAGAGUUCCAAAAUUUGAAAUAUAAUCUUGAAAUGGUAGUAUCUACUAUUCAAUCAAAGAAUGAAAAGUUAAAAGAAGACUUAGAAAGGGAGCAACGCUGGUUGGAUGAACAGCAACAAAUUCUGGAAUCCCUUAAUGUAUUAUACAGUGAUUUGAAAAACCAGGUUGUGACAUUUUCUGAAUCAAGAAUCUUUAAUGAACUGAAAGCUAAGAUGCUUAGUAUAAAGGAAUUUAAGGAGAAGCUUCUGUUGACCUUGGGUGAGUUUUUAGAAGAUCAUUUUCCUCUGCCUGAUGAAAAUAUUAAAAAGAAAAAGACAACCACCACUCAAGAAUCAAAAGCACAACUGAUAACACUAAAUGAAAUGAUAGAGAUGCUUAUAAAUAGAAUGUUUGAUGUUCCACAUGAUCCAUAUGUUAAAAUUAGUGAUUCCUUUUGGCCACCAUAUAUUGAGCUGCUUCUGCGUUAUGGAAUUGCUUUGAGACAUCCAGAAGAUCCAGCACGAAUAAGAUUAGAAGCCUUCCAUCAGUGAAAUGAUGUUCUUGUCGUCCAUGGACAGAGAA
Messenger RNA from Onychomys torridus (southern grasshopper mouse), 945 nucleotides. It is a transcript of the gene Cenpk, whose product is annotated as centromere protein K. The coding region runs from base 96 to 914 and encodes 272 amino acids. The transcript is spliced from 10 exons. Lineage: Eukaryota; Metazoa; Chordata; Mammalia; Rodentia; Cricetidae. The record is from RefSeq and is a predicted model, not a curated record. Gene Ontology annotation, cellular component: nucleus. Gene Ontology annotation, biological process: mitotic sister chromatid segregation; kinetochore assembly.